UCUACGUAUAAAAAGACGACGAGGUUCCUGAAACGACUCCUCCAGCACGAAAACAGAUCUCGAGCGAGGGAAGAACCGGAUCUCGAUCCCCAUCCCGCGAUGUCGUCUGCCUUUGACAGCCUUAGCCAUGACGGCGACGACGACGCCGCGGCAUCGGGCGGGAGAGGCGCCACUACCCGCCCCUUCGACGACGGUUACCUCGGCUACAACCCCCGCCUCCCCUCCCAGCGUUUCGACUCCUUCUCCACCUUCUCCCCUUCCGAAGACGCCGACGACCCCGCUCCGCCCUCUCAUGCUUUCCCCGUCGACGUCGCCUCUGGCGGCGCUGGAGACGGCUUCGUCUUCCACUCCGACGACGCCUCAGUUCACGUACAACAACUGGCCAUUAGCGACGACCACGGUAUCUCGGUCUCCGACGAAGGGUACGGCUUCUCGACGGCGGCGGCGUCCCCCUUCACGAUGCCCCAGGCAAAUGGAACGGCGCAUGGCGUGGAGGAGAACGGAGAGAUCUUCAGGUCGGAUGGCCCUAUCCUUCCCGACCUCGAUCAGAUGCAGAUGGAAGAGGGUUUCCUCCUGAGGGAGUGGCGCAGACAAAAUGCAAUUCAGCUGGAGGAAAAAGAGAGAAAGGAAAAAGAUUCUAGAAAUGAAAUCAUUUCUGAAGCUGAACAAUACAUACAAGCUUUCUAUGAGAAGAGAAAAAUAAACUGUGAAACAAACAGUGUGCAGAACACAGAGCGAAGCUAUGUCUCGCCAAUCAGGAGAAGUUCCAUGCAAAUGCAGAUAAGCAAUACUGGAAAGCUAUUUCUGAGUUCAUCCCCCAUGAGAUAGCCAGCAUUGAGAAGAAGAGAGGAAAGCAAGAACAGGAGAAGAAACCUUCCGUUGUCGUGAUCCAGGGACCAAAACCUGGGAAGCCCACUGAUCUGUCUAGGAUGCGGCACAUUUUGGUCAAGCUGAAGCAUACUCCACCACAUAUGAAACCUCCAACAGCACCACCACCACCACCACCGGUAGCUGCUCCUGCCAAGGAUGCAAAAGAUGGUGCAGCAACACCUGCCUCAGAUGCCCAACCUAAUGGUGCUGCAGCUAUAACAAAGGUUGAAAUCCCUGCAACUGAAAGGCAAGGAAUGAAGGCACCAGAGCUAGUCGCCACUGCUUGAUCCCCCACCCAAUUUUAUGUCAUACUGUAUUUUAUUCACUACGAGAACCAACUCGUAGCAGUGCGAGUUCCUUCAAUGGCCACCCACCUGCAUUUUCGGUUCGCGAAUUGGUUUUUAGCUGUCUCAUUAUUCUACUUCUUUUGAUAAUUUUGAUUUCAGCAUCCUUGCAUUCUCCACUGUGCUCGAUUGUGUUGUACACUCAACAAUCAAUCAAUUUCUUGGUAAAGUUAGACACUUUCUGAAAUUACA
This is a messenger RNA of Zingiber officinale, 1406 nucleotides long. Its product is annotated as clathrin light chain 1-like. Gene Ontology annotation, cellular component: clathrin coat of coated pit; clathrin coat of trans-Golgi network vesicle; plasma membrane. Gene Ontology annotation, molecular function: clathrin heavy chain binding; structural molecule activity. Bases 100 to 828 code for a protein of 242 amino acids. Gene Ontology annotation, biological process: intracellular protein transport; clathrin-dependent endocytosis; clathrin coat assembly. Lineage: Eukaryota; Viridiplantae; Streptophyta; Magnoliopsida; Zingiberales; Zingiberaceae. The transcript is spliced from 3 exons. The record is from RefSeq and is a predicted model, not a curated record.